AUGAAGGGAACACUGCGGUUCGCCCGGAAAAGAAGCAAAGCUCCCCACAAUCCCAUGACACGGAAGACCCGUGAGAGUGAUCAACAGAUGCGGCGUACGGUGGCCGGAGCGGCGAGGAGGGGGAGAACGAGCCCAGGUGUCUGGCUGUGGUCUCUCGACAUUUGUAAGGACUACGAGGAGAUUGGUUUUUGCGGCUUUGCAGACCGCUGCAAAUUCCUCCGUGACUGUUCAGAUGACAAGCACGGGUGGCAGAUUGAGCACGGACUUGAUGAGCAUCCCUGUGGCGUCGAAGAGGACGAAAACUACCAAGCGGCGGCGCUCCUCAGCACCGCCGGCUCUCAGCGCAUCAAUAGACCGCACGUGCGGGAGGCUGUCAGACGGUUUGUGUCACUGAUGCUGCUGUCUGCUCCAGAGCUGGCGUCACGGCAGAGCAGCGUCCCGGAGCCUGGCAAAGCGAUUCGUCCAGCGGGCUUGUGUUCUCGCUUUUGUUCCCAGAUUGCCGUGACAGUUACAAGCGGAGGACGCUUCCCGAGGACGAUUCUGUUUAAGAAGCCCCUCACCAGGGGGGAGCUGAUACCCGCGCAAGGCCCCUCCGUCUACAGGAGGCCCUGA
Messenger RNA from Rangifer tarandus platyrhynchus (Svalbard reindeer), 612 nucleotides. Lineage: Eukaryota; Metazoa; Chordata; Mammalia; Artiodactyla; Cervidae. The record is from the annotation of a GenBank genome assembly.